UCCUCUUCUAAACUAACUCCUCGUUUUCUCCUGUGGUAUCGUCAAUCAUCGUCAUGUUCAUUCAAGAUAGAUACGCUUUUAAUAUUUUUUCCUCAUCUUCUAUGUGCCUAGGUAUUUAUUUAAAUUGGACUUUUUAGUAUUCGACUUGUUCUCGAAAUGGAUCAAUUGGAUCCAUUUCGAGAUGACAAUUGGGACCUAAUCGAUAUUAACAGUUUUUUAGAUGAACCUCCUUUUGAUUUCUACUGGAACGAUCAUACGCUGAACCAGAGGAAUGUCACUGAACUUGAUGUAUCACUUCCUGGUUCUAUAUUUCAGGAGAAGGAAUAUGUAGAAACAGAAUGCCGUCGGAAGAGGGCUCGUAACAAUUCAUGCAGCAAGGAGAGUAAAGCUUGCCGAUAGAGACUAAGAAGAGAAAAAUUGAAUGACAGGUUCUCAGAGCUAUGCUCCGUGCUGGAACCUGGGAGACCUGUGAAAACAGACAAAAUUGACAUACUUGACGACGCCAUUCGAAUGCUAAACCAACUGAAGACUGAAUCUGAGGAAUACCAAGAGAUGAACCAAAAGCUUUUGGAAGAGAUCAGACCUCUAAAGGCAGAGAAGAAUGAACUCCGGGAAGAGAAACUCUCGCUGAAGGCAGACAAGGGGAGGAUGGAGCAGCAGUUGAAAGCUUUAAUUGCUUCCCCGCCGAGUUUUAUCCCAACCCAUACAACAGGAUAUCAGAUGGCGCAAAAUAAAAGGGCAGUUUUCGCUAGUUAUGGCUUUGUGCCAAUGUGGCAGUAUCUACCUCCAGCUUCCCAGGAUACAUCUCAAGAUCAUGAAUUCAUGCCUCCUGUUGCUUAAUCUUUGGCAUUUUCCCUUUCAUUCUUUAAGUAUGGGCAGCUUGCUAAUCUUUUUUCACCUUCUUACUCCUUGUUCUAUUUUCACCAUUAUCUUGAUUUUUUUUUUUUGAGCACAAGUACAUGUAUGAUCAAAUGGUCAAACUAGAUUAACAUUGGCUUUUACCUUUGCCUUUACUCAA
Nicotiana tabacum (common tobacco) is the source of this 1018-nucleotide messenger RNA. NCBI's taxonomy places the organism in Eukaryota, Viridiplantae, Streptophyta, Magnoliopsida, Solanales, Solanaceae. The record is from RefSeq and is a predicted model, not a curated record.